Pollicipes pollicipes is the source of this 727-nucleotide messenger RNA. RefSeq lists its product as uncharacterized. The record is from RefSeq and is a predicted model, not a curated record. The transcript has 5 exons. Bases 129 to 650 code for a protein of 173 amino acids. Gene Ontology annotation, biological process: mitochondrial electron transport, NADH to ubiquinone. Lineage: Eukaryota; Metazoa; Arthropoda; Thecostraca; Pollicipedomorpha; Pollicipedidae.
UCGUACUCUGCCCGCAUCCGCUCGAGCGUUAUUACGGUUCUGAGACGCAAAGGUCUGCGGAUAGAGGUCCAAUAUUCGAUUGAACAAAACCGUUUUGUACAGCAGCAGGCCCCCCGCCGGCCGCCGCCAUGACGAGCAACCUGCCGGCCUCGGCGACCGGCGGCGUGCAGCCAAUGUCCAUCGAGGGCCGCUGCAAGAACGUGCGCGAGCGGCUCAUCAAGAUGUCGGCCGAGGACCGAAAGUGGCGCGCCCAGUGGCUGCGCGACCAGCAUCUGGGGCCCAUGGAGCCAAGGUACAUCCCAGAGUACUUCAAUGAGAUUACGAAUCCCAUUCGGCGUCUCUACAAGUGGCCUCUGAACACCCUGUUUGAGAAACUUCAGCCUGCGAUGGGGGUCAGGGGCGCCUUCAUGGCCCGAUGGUACACGGGCAAGAUGCUCAUGUUCGUCGGAGCCAUCUACAUCGGCCACUACUAUUUCAAAUACAACAGAAACGACUGGACGCGCCGUGGUGGCUGGGGGGUGAAUGUAUCGAGGCAGUCCGUGCUGCCCGGCGAGGAGGACUACCCCAACACAGGCGACCGGCACCACCACUGGGACUACUACGACCGCGGCUUCAAGGACCGCACCGUUUACAAGGGCGGACUGUACUGAACCAGACGCCGGUGUAGCGCGUUCUCAUGUGCCGGUACGUGCAGUGUGCGUGUAAAUAUAGUCGGUGUGGACGGGUA